Schistocerca nitens (vagrant locust) is the source of this 10013-nucleotide messenger RNA. It is a transcript of the gene arr, whose product is annotated as low-density lipoprotein receptor-related protein 6. The transcript has 22 exons. The record is from RefSeq and is a predicted model, not a curated record. Gene Ontology annotation, molecular function: protein binding. Bases 242 to 5230 code for a protein of 1662 amino acids. NCBI's taxonomy places the organism in Eukaryota, Metazoa, Arthropoda, Insecta, Orthoptera, Acrididae.
GGAGCGGUGGUGUGUAGGUGACGCUAUGUUGUGGUAUGACUGACAACAAACCGAGUGGUGCAGGUGUUUGUAUACACUGUGAACAAACGCCGGUUUGGAAUACAUCGACUAUAAUUUUAGAACGGUUCGGGCGAUCUUAAGAACACAGCUCUUUUCGUGGACUGGUGUUCCCAUCGUCUUGAGUCUAUUUAUUUCCAAGGCUUGGUAGUUAUGUGGAGCGAACGUUCAUUUCACCAGUAGAAUGUUAGUGGCUUCGUGGAUCGUGUUCAGCAGUUGUUUCUUAACAUGUGUGACCGCGUAUCCGUACCUGAUUUUCGCCACUUCCAAAGAGAUUCGGAUUGCCAAUGUCUCCAAACCGACGAAGAUUUCUACAGUCGUCAGGGGGCUUGUUGCUGCAGGAGCAGUGGACUUCCUAUUCGAUGAAGGACUGUUGUGUUGGACUGACAAUGGACUGGAGAUGAUACAAUGCGUUUCCUAUGACGGGAAGGUUCCUGGAGCCAAGAUCGAUGUUCUUACAACUGGAUUAAGUUCUCCAGAUGGCCUAGCAUGUGAUUGGUUCACCAAAAAAAUCUAUUGGACUGAUGCAGAAACAAACAGAAUUGAAGUUGUAUCUAUUAGUGGUGAACACAGGAAGGUACUGUUCUGGGAAGAUAUAGACCAGCCCCGAGCAAUAGCACUUGAUCCAAUGAGAGGCCUUAUGUUUUGGACUGACUGGGGUGAGAUUCCAAAAAUUGAACGCGCUGGAAUGAAUGGUGACAACUCGACGCGCAAGGUCCUUGUGAUAGAGGACAUAAUGUGGCCUAAUGGCCUCACUUUAGAUUUCAACAAUUCCAAAGUAUAUUGGCUGGAUGCUAAGCUGCUAUUUCUUGCUUCAGUUGAUUAUGAAGGGAACAACAGACACAAGUUUGCUAGUCAAGAUUUAAAAUGUCCAUUUGCUGUUUCUUUUUUCCACAACAAGCUGUACUUCACUGACUGGGAAACAUGGGGCAUACAUUCUUACAAUCUUGAAGAAGGUGGGAAACCAAAGGAAAUAGCUCACAACAAGGACAUAAUGCCACUUGAUAUUCGGGUGUGGGAUAAGAGCCGUCAGCCUAAAGGUUAUUCACCAUGUCAAACAAAUAAUGGUGGUUGCUCUCAUUUAUGUCUUCUGUCACCCAGACCUCCAGGCUUCACUUGUGCUUGCCCCACUGGAGUAAAGCUGCUGGAUAACCGUACCUGUGCCAACGGGCCUCAAGAGCUGUUAAUUCUCGUACAAAGAACAGAUAUUUCUAAAAUAUCACUUGAUUCUCCUGAUUAUACAAAUUUUAUUCUACCUCUUAAAAAUGUGAGGCAUGCUAUUGCAAUAGAUUUUGAUCCAGUUGAAAAUUUUAUCUAUUGGACAGAUGAUGAUGCCAAGGCAAUAAGACGAGCUCAUCUGAAUGGAACAGGUCAGGAAGAUCUAAUCGUGACAGAGGUGGGCCAUCCUGAUGGAAUUGCUGUUGACUGGGUGGCACGUAAUAUGUACUGGACAGAUACGGGGAUGGACCGUAUUGAAGUGGCACGUCUGAAUGGUGAAUUACGAAUUGUUUUAAUAACAGAAGAUCUAGGUGAACCGAGAGCGAUUGCUGUGGCACCAGAGAAGGGGUGGAUGUUUUGGUCUGACUGGGACAGUGAAGCACCCAAAAUCGAACGAGCAUCUUUAGAUGGCUCAGAUCGAACCAUGCUCAUUUCUAAGGAUCUAGGCUGGCCAAAUGGAAUAACUCUUGAUCUUGCGUACGAUAAGAUAUAUUGGUGUGAUGCUAAGAAAGAUAGACUUGAGGUGGCAAAUAUGGAUGGAAGUGAUAGGCGAGAGAUUAUUAGUGACAACUUGCCACAUCCAUUUGGCUUGAGUCUUCUUGGAGAUUAUCUUUAUUGGACCGAUUGGCAGCGAAGGUCAAUUGAGCGGGUGAACAAAAUAACCGGAAAUGAACGCAAACUGAUUGCAGAUCAGUUACCAAAUGUUAUGGGCCUAAAAGUUAUACGCCUUGGUGAAGUGAAGGGAACAAACCCAUGUGCAAAAAAUAAUGGUGGUUGUGAUCAGCUGUGCCUUAACAGACCAGGAAAUGACUAUAUUUGUGCAUGUAAAAUGGGUUAUGAACUGGCUACAGACAACAGGACAUGCGUUAUUCCAGAAGCAUUCUUAUUGUUUGUUCGUAAAGAAAAUAUAGGAAGAAUAAGCAUUGAGAACAACAAUAAUGUGGUAAACAUACCAGUUACUGGCAUUAAGGAUGCAAGUGCCUUGGAUUUUGACAUAAAUGAUAACCGUAUCUAUUGGACAGAUGUCAAAGCAAAAACAAUCACCAGGUCAUUCAUGAAUGGAUCAAAUGUAGAAAAAAUUGUGGAGUUUGGAUUGGACUCUCCUGAAGGCAUGGCUGUUGACUGGGUUGCACACAAUCUUUAUUGGAGUGAUACAGGCAGCAAGAGGAUAGAAGUCGCAAGGCUUGAUGGCCGGUCCCGUAAAGUAUUGUUAUGGGAAGGCUUGGGCGAACCUCGGAGCCUUGCAUUGAAUCCACGUGAUGGGUAUAUGUAUUGGUGUGACUGGGUUACUUUUGGUGUAAUUGAAAGAGCAGCAUUAGAUGGGUCAAAACGUACUGUUCUGAUAUCAGAAGUUGGUGAUGUGAAAGGUCUUACUAUUGAUUAUGUUCAACGCCGUAUUUACUGGACUCAGCUUAAUCCAUCAUCUAUUGAAAGCACAGACUUAGAAGGUCAGAACAGAAUCCAAGUUGUUGGAAAAGAUAUUGAACACCCCAAAGGAAUAACACAGUAUCAGGAUUAUAUCUAUUGGACAGACCUGAAAACAUUACACAUUGAGCGAGCCAAUAAGACAAAUGGCCAGAAUCGGUCUGUAGUACAAGAACGUCUGGGAGAUGUCACUGAUAUGUCCAUAUUCCAUACAUCAAGACAGUGGGGUUGGAAUCAGUGUGAGAUAAGCAAUGGUGGAUGCUCUCAUUUAUGUCUUGCUGUUCCAGCUUUUGCACCUAGCGUGGGCCAAGCAACAACUCUACAUUGUGCUUGCCCCACACAUUAUGUCCUUAAUGCAGACAACAAGACAUGCUCUGCACCACAAUCAUUCCUGCUGUAUAGUCAGAAGAAUACUUUAAGUCGUCUGAUACCAAACACAACUGACUGCCCAUCUCUAGUUUUACCCAUUCAGAACCUGAAAAGUGUACGGGCUGUUGAAUUUGAUCCAAAAACACAGUUCUUAUAUUGGGUUGAUGGACGAACACAGUCAGUGAAACGAGCUUUUGACAACGGUACACAUGCAUCCGUGUUUGUGAGUGCGAGCAGCGAACGUCACCCUUAUGACUUAGCAGUGGACCCCUAUCGCAGAUUGCUCUACUGGUCAUGUGCUAUGGCUGAUGUUAUAAAUGUUACACGGCUUGAUAAUGCUUCGAAAGUGGGCUUUGUCAUCAAAGGAAAGGGUGAAAAGCCACGAAGCAUUGCACUGCAUCCAGAGAAAGGUUUCCUGUUUUGGACUGAUGUUGGGGCCGAGCCAAGUGUUAGACGAUCCCGUGUUGAUGGUGAAAAGAAAACUAUAAUUGCAUCAGAUGUGAAGAAUCCAAUGGCAUUGGCUGUUGAUAGGUUGGAUGACCUGGUGUUUUGGGCUUCUUCUAAGGGAAUAGAGAGAGCUACGUUGGAUGGGAGAGAAAGAAGGAUGGUAUUGGCAGAAGUAGUAGUUAAAGAGCAUCUUGCUGUUUGGGGAGACUACUUAUACUGGGUUGAUGGUGAUCAACAACAAGUAGAACGAGCAGAUAAACUCACAGGCAAACAUCAGGAAGCUGUUGUUAGAGCAUCUCAUCUCACUGAACUUGUUGCUGUGCUUCCAUUUGAUGAAAAGUUAUAUGUGGAAAGAACAUGUGAGGGAUGCUCACAUAUAUGCCUACAGUUGCAAGGGGCAGUUGGUAGUGAUGGUCCUGCCUGUGGUUGUCCAGCUGGUUUAGGGCUGCAGGAUGAUGAACGAACAUGCAUUCCACCACCUGCAUGUGGGCAAGAUCAUUUUACAUGUGCCACAGGGAGCAUUUCAUUAAAGGACUGUCUGCCUGCAUCUUGGCGCUGUGAUGGUCACAAGGAUUGUGCUGACGGCAGUGAUGAAGAGGAUUGUCCUGCUUGUCCACCAGAUCAAUUUAAAUGCCAGAGUGGACGAUGCAUUGAGAAGGCAUGGGUAUGUGAUGGCACCCCACAGUGUCCAGAUGGUUUUGACGAAUCACACUGUUGCAAGUCAAGAGAUGAAUUUCUGUGUAUUGAUACGGGAAUAUGCAUCUCAAACACAAUGAAAUGUGAUGGUAUAAAAAACUGUAAUGAUGGCAGUGAUGAAGCCCAUGCUCUUUGUGUAUUGGGAUCUUCAAAAGGGGACCCAGCGUUGGCAGAAAAAUCACACAAAAGUGCAUUAGCUGUUGGUGUCAUCAUCGCUGUGGCUGCACUGAUAACAAUUGGUCUUUUCUUGUAUUACUGCCGAAAACGCUUAAUGGGUUCCAACAAUAUAGCUCUAGAUGAUGAACUAGAUGACUCGGCAGGUGAUCCGUUAUCACCUAAGCCUUUAAGAGGUGUUCCCAAACCUAUUUGUACUGUGACCACACUGCAGAAGAAUGGACAUCGUUUAGUUAAAGGACCCACAAAACCAGGGAUUGAUGGUGUGCACAUGUCAAUGCUGAAUGGCAGUACAACUACUACAAAUAGCUAUGAUAGGAAUCACAUUACUGGAGCUUCCAGCUCCACAACUGAAGGUGGUGGACCUGUAGUUGCUCCAAUGUUAAUGUCAUCUUCAUCUCUGCUUUGUUAUCCUCGUGAAACACUGAAUCCACCUCCUAGUCCUGCAACCACAGCUGAUUCUACAAGAAGACUUCACCAUAGUUACAAUGAGGAUUAUUGUUGUUCUUCUUCUGGUGCUUCUAGAUAUAGACCCUAUAGGCAUUACCGGGCUAUUAACCAGCCACCUCCUCCAACACCGUGUAGCACAGAUGUAUGUGAUGAAUCAGAUUCAAAUUAUCCACUGCGUGGUGGCAGGUAUUAUGCUCCUCCUGCCUCUGAGUAUGACUCAGAUCCAUUUCCUCCACCUCCCACACCAAGAUCUCACUAUCAUAGUGAAGGCGGAAUACCAACUUCGUGUCCCCCAUCACCAUCGUCUACUGCAGGGAGAUCGUCCACGUACUUCAAUCCCCUUCCACCUCCACCUUCACCAGUGCCAUCUCCUGGCAGCCGCUGUGAUUGCUGAUAGUGAAUCAGUGUGUGGAUUGGAGGCAUCAUUGUUUUCAGACUCGUAACAUUGAACAUCUGAACAGUACAGCAGCUUGCUACAUGAUGUGAUCAGUUUGAGUAAGAGGAUUAUUUCUGGUGCUAAGAAUGAAAACAGAAGUGUUUCAAAAGAAUGUAAGUGAAAAAAAAAAAACAAUUCUGUAAUCUAAUUUUUGUUUUAUGAUAUAAUAUUGAUCAGAAAGACAGUUAGUGAGAGUUUUAUGUUGAAUAGAAAUUAAGCAUAUAUAAUGAAUGAGUUUUUAUUAAAAUCAUGAUAGCAUAUGUACUGAAACAAUUUUUUAUGUUUAGCUAUUGUUGGAGGAAGAAGUUCCGCAGAAUGUUUGCUAUAUCCUAUGCAGCCAUAUCCUUUGUACAUUAACGUUAAUGCCAUAUACAUAUAUACAUAUAUAUGAAAAUUAUUUUUGUUACAUGUGGAGUAUUAAUCUUUAAUAACUGUUAAAAUAAAAUUUUAUAUGACAUAAAUGUUGUGUCACUUGCAUGCAAUGUUUCAGCAUGUUGUGAUGACUGCAUUGUAUUAGACUGAUAAUAUUAGUUAACACAGCAGACUUUUUUUAUUGAGACUUUGUUUUUUCUUGUAUAUUAUAAAUAUGAAAUAUUAACUGCGCCUUCUGGUAGUUGCUGACAUUGUAAAUGGGGAAAAUAUUUUUUGUAUUAGAUCUGACAUGUGAAAACAUAAUUAACGUAUAUGUUACAACUAUUGACCAGCCUCACCAUGGCUUCACACAGGUAUCUAAAAGUGGACGACUUGUCUGGCAAAUCAGAAAUAAAUUAUAUACACAAACCUUCCUCAUAAAUAAGUCUACCUAUUAGAGAAAACCAUAUCAAAAUAUCUACCAUAGUUCCUGAGAUAAGUCCGAGCGAGGUGGCACACUGGUUAGCACACUGGACUCGCAUUCGGGAGGACGACGGUUCAAUCCCGUCUCCAGCCAUCCUGAUUUAGGUUCUCCAUGAUUUCCCUAAAUCUUUUCAGGCAAAUGCCGGGAUGGUUCCUUUGAAAGGGCAUGGCCGAUUUCCUUCCCGAUCCUUCCCUAACCCGAGCUUGCGCUCCGUCUCUAAUGACCUCGUUGUCGAUGGGACGUUAAACACUAACCACCCACCCACCCCUGAGAUAAACUUUCACCUACAGGCAGAAAAAUGUGGCAAGCGAUGUUAAUUUGUAGUAUGUGCAGACAUUAAUCUUCUGGUACAUUAUUUAUUGGUGAGAGCUUUAUAUUCAAAUUUUACUCAUUAAUUUAAUGUCAGCAAAUACAAGAUCUUCCCUAAAUUUGAAAAUGAUCCUUCACUUUGAAAAGUAUACUAAAACUGAUUUCAUUUAAAAACUAGUACGUUUUUAAUAAUCAAUAAAUCAUCUGUAAAGUUAUGUGCCAUUUCAAACUCUAAAUAUAUUUUGUUUCUCUAAGGAGCAUAAUUUGACAUUUCUAGUGUAAGUGCUUCUGUGAAGCUGGACAGUCACUGAAAAUACGUAUAAUAACAUAGCCUAGUGAUUUGAAACAAUUGAUGUGAAUUUUAUGUCAAAAUAAUUUAUGAUGUUCAUGGCUUAGAAACUACAUGUAUCAAAAAUUGUAUUUCUAUAGAGUUUCAGUUAGUUCAUACUUCAUCUUGUUGGAAAUUUAGUUUUUCUGUAUAUUUAUAUAUAAUUAUGUUGAUAAUAAGUAUUUUUAUAAAAUGAUGUACAUUUGUUUAUUUAGAGUGUUUUUUAAAAUGUGUGUUUUAUGUACAUGUGUAUAUUAUAUGAGGCUAAUUUUCCAAGAAAUGGGCUGUAUUGGCUUAUUUGUUGUCAAAUUUCCCAUUUUAUAAACAGAAUGGUGUGUUGCUCAACAUUUUUGUACUUAACAGUUUCUAUAUAAUGAUUGUUCGUUUCAGUUGUGUAAUUGUCCUUCAGUGAGAGAAUUUUUAUAAUACAUUAGGCUUAUGCUUGUAACUUGCUUUGCUACCGUUUACUUUGAUGAGCAGCAUGAUAGUCUAAUAUGUUUCAUUAAUGGAAAAAAUUUCUUACCUGUUAUGCUCAACACACUAUUGGUAGUGAAGCAUAUUUGUGCAGUGUCAUAAUAUUGCCUUAUGUUAUUUGUGUAAACAAAAACAUUCAAUCGCACAAAGUGUUUGAUUUGGGGGCAGCUAGAGAAAUACUUCAGAGGUGUUUAUUUCUUUAACUGUGUUAAUAUGAUAGUCUUAUUCAGAACAGCUUGUAACAUUUAUGUUGAUUUGAAUGUAAUCUAACGUGUAAAUUUAAUUUUAACUUUGUGAGCUGCUUUGGUGAAAUCUUUGUGAAAUGGGUUGAUAUGUGGCACAUUCAUAUCAGUCCUGUCAGUUCAAAAUAUUGGUAAAAGCAUUAUGAAUUUCUUUUAUUAAAUGGAAAAAAUUAUGGGCAUUCAAUUAAUAACCAGUUUCUGUUUCUCCAGAGCUUUUGUGUGUUUUUGUACCCUUGCACACAGAAUUCACUUCUGAUUUAAUUUGAGAAUAAUUUAUGAAACAGUUUAAUUUGUAUAAUGUUAACCUGAUCAGAAAUUGACUUAGGCUAAGCAAACUUUGCACUUACACAUACAGAAACAAGUGAACUUCUUUAUUCCCACAUCGGCAUUUAUGUUAAAAAGUACACUCAUUAACUUUCUCCUCAUUUAUUUAUUAAAGUUUCUUUUCACUACUUUCCAUUUUCAUUACUUUGCAUGUCAUGUCUCUAUAUUCAGUAUUUCACCUUUAUUAUAAUGGCAUGUUGUAAAUGUGUAUAUAUGUUUUUAAUAUUGCCUUUUACACCUAUGACUUGAACAUGCAAGAACUACCAACUCAGUUUUUGCCUCUUCUCUGUAGUUGUCAGUUGAUACAGUCUAUUUUAUUUUGCAACACAUCAUUUAAAACUAAUACCAAUUUAGAUUCAGCGGUAUGAGGCUUAUCUCUUAAAUUACAGUCACAAACAUUUUAUUAAAAAUAAUUAUUUCCAGUAUUCAUUUAGUCAAAUUGUCGCAGAUAUCAAGACUUUCAAUUGAAUUGCAUACAUAUUCAAUUGUUCUUGUAAUUUGGUUAAUUUUUGAAAUGCAAAUUAUAGGAUGGCAUUCCUAUUAUUUGAAGGUAUUGUAAACAAAAUAAUGGCUAUAAUUAUUUAGACAGGAGACACACAUACAACAUUUGGUAAAUGUUAAACAUUAUUCUAAAAGGGUGCCUUAAAUAAGUGUUAAAAUAAACUGUAGGUAAAUUUGUUACUAGGAACAAUUUUUUGAAAUGGCAUUUGCCAUUUAUAAUUUUAAUAACAUGUUGUGCAACAAUAACAUAUCCUAUUUUUGUAAUCAUAUUGCAUGGUGUAAAGACAUUGUGGUAAUUUGUUUUGGAGGCUGAAGAAAUCUGUUGGAAGGCAUAUAAGCUGUGUCGUAAACUAAAUGUGUUUAUCUUUGUUAGCAGUGUACUUAAUUAUUCCGUUUUGCUUCAUCCUGUUGGAUUUUUAGGAAGUGUGACAUUCUGAAAUGUUCACUAAGGACACAUCUGUCACACUCUUCAUAGACAAAUUCAGUGAUUGACAGAAACCUGAAUAUUUACUUGUCCCGUAUUCAGUAGCUGUAUUUCAGAGACUGAUAUAAAAGGUACCCUCUUUACAUCCACCGUCAGAUCCCUUUUAGAAAUUCAAGUGUUGUAACUUUGGCUACGAGAGAUAAAUAUUGAGUUAGAAUAUUAAGAUCUAACAGACUUUCCUCACUUUUAUUUCUUGUGAUUUCCUGUUUAAAGUGACUGAUUGUUCUUAAGACAAUAGAUAUGUAUAGGUCCAUUAUUUGAUAGCCACAGUUUACACAAUGACAAUACGUGCUAUGACAAUAUUAUGAAAAGGACAGAUUGCUACUCCCAAUAAAGCAGAGGUGUUGAGUCACAGAUACGAACAACAAAAACACUGUCAAACAAAUUGGGUUUUGGCCAAAAAGGGCUUCUUCUGAAUAAGACAACAUGCACAUACAACUCUCUCUCUCUCUCUCUCUCUCUCUCUCUCUCUCUCUCUCUCUCUCUCUCUCUCUCUCUGUGUGUGUGUGUGUGUGUGUGUGUGUGUGUGUGUUUUGUCUAAUUCAGAAGAAAGCAUUUUUGACCCAAAGGUAACUUGUUUGACAGUCUUUGUGUUGUGCCUAUCUACAACUCAACAUCUCUGCUGAAUGGUGAGUUGCAAUCUAUCCUUCUCAUGAUAUUGCCAUUAUUCAUCCUGGAUUUUCCACAGUAUGUGCUAUGUUAUAUUUUGUCAGUACAUCUAAUACUUACAUAAAAUAUAUUAUAUUUAAGUAUCGGAAUUUUGCAUGGUCAUUUCAUCUCAAAAGCACCUAAUUGCUGCACAUUUUAUUUUUUAAGUUAAAGAUGAGUACUUACUUGGUAAUAUGAAGGUACCUAUUGUCAUUAUGUAAAUCUGUGUAUGAUGGUAACUGUGUACACCCCUGUAUAUGUGCUUGGAAAAGUGCCUCUUUUUUCAGUGUGUGAUUUAUUAAAGUGCAAAACAUUACUCAGGACUUAUGUGUGUGUAUAUAUACAGAAUCAUGUGCAUUGAGCUUGUACAUUAGUUGCAUAGUCAAAUGUUCCUGAAAAUAGCAUUUAAAUGUUGAUAUUUUUGUUUUUAAAUUACUGUGCCAUAAAAGUGAAGCUUAAGACAUGGUUCUAUUCAUUGUUGUUGUAAUUCUUGUACAAAGGUCAAAGAUAUAAGAAAAUGUAAAUAAGUGUACAUUGUGUUUGUAGAAUAUAUUCUUGCUGCCGUAAUUGCUAACUGCAAUAAAUUCUCAAAAGAA